UGUUAAUGGAUUGCCACGAUUAGCUUUACGGUAAAUCGUUAAUUUUCAUGAGAGAUUGAGAUCUCUGCUCUCCUGUUUCCGUAUGUUGAAUCUGAUUAGCAUCCGUAUUGAUCCCAAUUACGAUUCUCCGAUAGGCGAGAAUUUUACUUCAGUCGCAGAACAAGUGUUGUCGAGGACGACCGCGGUGAUGGCUAGUGGUAUCAACGUUCAGUCUGUGAAGAACCUCGAUAUUCUCGCCGGUCUACGACUCGAUUAGGAUUACCAGCUUCGUCUCAGCGAGUACAUCUAACACGGCAGCCGUCGUCCAGUGAAACGCACACACAGAAGUGCAGUUCCUCUUCCCCAAUGGAAUGCAUGGCCGUCGGCGAGUUCUGGGUAGAAUGCCGCAUCGCGUUGCUAUUUGUAUCGCCCCUUCUCGCCUAUGCAACAAAAAUUGGAGAUACGGCUACAGAAGCGAUUCGAACCCUCUACUCAUUCACUUACCCGAUGUCCUUAUCAUCAAACAUGAGACAUCUUCAUCAUUUCCUGACUACUUCGAUUCCUCCCUUCCAUUUCAUGAUCAUUGGGCUUUGUCGAACGCCAGGUGACGCCUUUCGUACAGAACUUCCUUCACCAGCAUUGGGAAUGAAUACACCGGAGUAUCAAUACAAGAAUGAAGCGAGGCGCAUAUGUGCGCAUGCAACGCAUUCCACAUAUUGCCACAUGGUGCUGUACCUCUCAACAAGCGUUCACAUUCAAAGUAAUAUGACUUCCACUGGUACCGACGUGCUGAGGAAAGGACUUGCCCAGGGAAGUUUGCAUGCUAACGCGUGCUGCGAUAUCCUUUACCUUUGGGUUCUAAGCUACCAAGGUAUGGCAAUCUAUGGCCUCCGUCCUGGCGAACAGUCGAUCUAUCAAAAGCUGGGCUUUGAUCAGGAUCCGCGAACUAGCUGUUUUCCUUAACGCCGGGGCAUAUGACCCAUCUUUCGUCGUCAAAGUGUAGUACGGUGAUCUGAUCAUCAGCAACACCGAUUCCCAGAUGUUGAUGGUGGGUA
Desarmillaria tabescens is the source of this 1034-nucleotide messenger RNA. RefSeq lists its product as uncharacterized. The transcript has 4 exons. Bases 346 to 942 code for a protein of 198 amino acids. NCBI's taxonomy places the organism in Eukaryota, Fungi, Basidiomycota, Agaricomycetes, Agaricales, Physalacriaceae. The record is from RefSeq and is a predicted model, not a curated record.